AUGUUCCAGCAAAUUCUAAAAUUAAUAUUUGAAUUUAGUCACACAAAUGAAUACUAUCCAAAACGUUUCAUUACAAAUAACUCUGAAAUUCAUCCUGAACCAAUCAAUAACGAUGAUGUAUUAGAUGAAAAAUAUUCAAAUUUGGGCGUUUCUUCGAUUCACCAGUGUCCCAUUGAAUGUUUUAUUGAAAAUGAUACACAAGAGCUGGUGAAUUGUAUAUCGAAAGAAUUCGAUACAACACCAUCAAAGCAACCGAUUAUCCCAUGUGAAAGAAAUAUCGAAACAGGUGAACUUAUUCUAGGACAUAAAGAAUCUGUUCGUGGAAUGAUACCCGGUGCAUUAGGUCAUUUAAUAGAAGCAUCUUCGCGGUCUGGCCAACCAUUAUCCAGGAGUGGCCAGCUAGAACUGCAUAUAAACUUAAAUAUGGUCCGAUUAGACGCUAAGUGUUUUCAAGGCUUGGGUGGGUUGGUCACAGAUGUCCGUUUGCUGAACACAGUUUAUAUGCAUCCAGAUAGCCUGAUUGACCUACAGCACUUGAGAUCAUUUGAAAUAGAAAGUGGUCAAACACCAUUGUAUCUACCUGAUGAUAAUGUGAAAAGCAAUGUCCAACCGGAAGAAGAGGAUAGUGUGAGGGAAGAUUCCCAUAAACCCGCAUUUAUUCGUUUGCACCCUCUGGAUAUUACUGUACCGAUCAGUUUUAAUUUAAACACAAAAUGUCACCAAUGUGUACAGAACGACGAAAGCAGUGUAAAUGGGAGUAUUACAAAAGCAGUAGACAAUUUGAUUGUCAUAGUAUUUACAAGUAAACGCGAAUUAUCUUCAAAUGCACAGCUAACUUCACCCAAAUUAAGCAUGAUAUUUCCAUACACGUGUCCGUUGAUUAAAGAUGGUAUCGGCUGUCCGGGAGAACGGUCCAACCAAGAUACAGUCAGUCAAGACGAAAUAAAGGAAAUUACGGGUGACGAGUCACCAUCAGAAACUGUCCCAAACAUUCCAGUCAUAGAACAACUGAAAACAAUGACGUUUAUUCAGUCAGAGACAGAAGAUGAGGAUGCUGAUGAAGAAGAUGAAGAAGGAGUAGAUGAGGAAGUAAGCUCAAAUUCAAUAUCCAGUGGAUUCUUUAGCCAUCGUAAGUCAAGUUUAUCAAAGGAAAAGAGUGAACUACUCUCACAUAUCAGUUGUAAUACAACAAAUCCUAUUAAUAAUGUUAAAGCCUUGGCGAUCACCACUACUAACACAAUUACGGAAAAUCAUCAGAUGAAUGAUACGCAUAGUUCAUGGAGUAGUCUACGUAUUACAACGAAUCCCUCGAUUAUUUACGGUGGUGCGGCGUGCAGAUGCAGUGUGAUAAGUUUAAAAGAUCAUAAAUCAAUAAACUCGAACAACUUCAACGCUUUGUAUAGUUUAAUGCAAUCAAACAAUGCUAAAAGUUAUUAUCAGCCUUCAGAUGGUAAACAUCAUCACCCAAAGUAUUAUUCAGUCAGGAAAUCUCACAUGUCUAAGCGACGCAGCAUUGGUAGUCAAACAGAUUUCACAGACAUUGAAUCAGAUAAUCCAGAAUCGUAUUGUACACUGGACAGAUAUAUUAUGCAAAAGAAUAAACGAUACCCGUACGGUAAUCAGAAAAGUAACCACAAUAUCAAUGAUAAUUAUCUAACCAAUCGUACGACAAGUACACAAUUACUGCCCUAUUUUCGUAAUAAUACUUUAAAUCAGAUGGAUGGUAUAGUCAUUACAAAUCAUAGCAAUAUUACUAUGAACAAUACUAAUGUCAACAAUAAUAGUGAUUUUCAUAGUAUCAGUGAUGAUAAAAAGUCGAGUAAUUCUGACUUACUGAUUUUAAUGAUUGAUGGUAAGCCAAAACCAAUACGCAAUCUACCUCCAACAAAUCAAACCUACAAGUUUUCAACAUCAUUCCAUUUGGAAGAUGUACACCCAUAUACACAUACAAAUAUGUAUUCUAUCAAGUGA
This is a messenger RNA of Trichobilharzia szidati, 1971 nucleotides long. The record is from the annotation of a GenBank genome assembly. Lineage: Eukaryota; Metazoa; Platyhelminthes; Trematoda; Strigeidida; Schistosomatidae.